GGAUAGACUAGGCUGACGAAUCGAAAAUCGAGUGCAGCACAGCGGGACCAUAACCCAAAAAAUACUGGAGAAUAUUCGAAGACAUGCCUUUAAACAGGUUAUUACUGCAGACGGCCAGCGUCAGCAAAAGUGUUACCCGGUCAGCAUUUACUGCCAGAAAGCCAGACAACAGCAAUCCGAACUGGCUCCGUGUGGGUUUGGCGUUUGGGAGCUCAGCUGCUCUCUGGGCACUGCUUUUCAAGCAACACGGUGAAGAUGUUGCUGAGUAUAAGAGACGGAGUGGACUGGAAUGAAGAGCUGAGGACGUUAGCAAAGCAGAAGAUACCAGAUUGGGAGAGAGUACUGUCUGUAUUGGGGAUACAUGAUUGAUAUAGUAUGUUUGGUGUUAUGCACAGUGUAAAGAAUGUGUAUUAAAUAAACUUGUAAAUACACUGAGCUUCCGAGGUUGAAAGUAUGAAAAUCCAGAAUCUGCACUAGAUAAACACACACAACACAUAGUUAAUCUUUGUAUUUUGUUACAGGAAUGUUGUCUAUUUACUGUAUAUAAUUCUAGUAUUCUUAAAGACCUGCAGGUGCUUUGGAAAUGUAUAAUAUUAGUGAAAAUAUGCUAUUAAAUUUCUCUAAUUUGUAAA
Messenger RNA from Paramormyrops kingsleyae, 632 nucleotides. RefSeq names its product NADH:ubiquinone oxidoreductase subunit C1 (gene ndufc1). The record is from RefSeq and is a predicted model, not a curated record. Lineage: Eukaryota; Metazoa; Chordata; Actinopteri; Osteoglossiformes; Mormyridae. Gene Ontology annotation, cellular component: respiratory chain complex I; mitochondrion.